AGCCCCGCCCCCUCCCCGCCCCAGCCUCGAGACAAUGAGAUCCCAGCCCCGAGCUGCGCUAGCAAUGGCGAAGUCGGCGCCGCGCCCCCCGCCCAGCCGCGGCCGCUUUCGGGGGUGACGGAGCCCAGCCGGGACCCCUCUCCUCCGCCUCCCCUGCUCCCCGCUCCCUACGGGGCCGGGAAAGCGCGCGGGCUGCGAUCGCCUGCCUGCCUGCCCGCCCCCCAUCCCAGGCGAGAGAGCGGCGGCGCCCUCCCGCUUCCUCCCACCCCAUACAUUCUCCGGCGAGGAGGCGCCUGGUGGAUGGAAGCGCCCUGCGAGAGACCAUGGCCAGCGUCUCCUCCUUUGGCAAGUAUACGCACGCCAUUGUCCGCUGCAUCCCUUCCUCCUUCGGCACGGCAGAGACAGCGGCAGACGCGUCUGAUGGCGGGGCUGAGCCUGUGGACCUGGCCAAGGCCCAUCGGCAGUACGGCGUCUACACCGGCAUCUUGCGCCAGAAGCUAGGGCUGCAGGUCAUUGAGCUGGCUGCGGACGAGGGCCUCCCCUGCUCCACGCUGGUGGGGGACCUGGCCGUCAUACAGGGAGACACCGCGUUGCUCACGCGGCCAUGGGUGCCAUCGCGGCGGGACGAGAUCAGCAGCGUCAAGAAGGUCUUGGAGGAGCUCAAACUGCGCGUGGUGGAGGUUACAGAUGAAGGAGCCACCUUGGAUGGGAGCGAUGUCCUGUUCACAGGUAGAGAGUUCUUCGUGGGCAUUUCCAAGUGGACUAAUCACAGAGGAGCAGAGAUGGUUGCGGAUGCUUUCAGGGAUUUUGCAGUGUCGACUGUUCCUGUCUCGGGUACGUUGCACCUCCGCAGCUUCUGCAGCAUGGCUGGCUCUGAAACGGUUGUCAUUGGCAGCAGCGACGUGGCCAAGAAAGCCAUGAAGACCAUGGAACAAUUGACCGAUCACCACUAUGAAACACUGACGGUGCCGGAUGACCCAGCUGCAAAUUGCGUCUAUGCACGGCUUGGUCAGAAGAGCAGUGUGCUUCUGCAUCGCAGUGCUGAGGAAUAUCCUAACAGCGUACAACCCUUCCAGAAGCUUCCGGACUACACCCUCAUCCCUGCGGCUUGCACUGAGGUGGCCAAACUUGGUGGGACUCUCAGUUCCUGCUCUCUUCUCAUCAACAAGAAGCUGGAGAUCUAGUGCCUAUUGAACCCCACAAUACAACGCAGGUUCUUGCAUUCCCUCGAGAGGAACCCCUUCUCUUGGUUCCUUUGUGCAGGCACCCCGCUUUCUCUCCCCUUAGCUUCCUUGUGAGGCAAGGACACCUCCAAACACGCUAAUUUGACCGGCCUUAAAUCUCGCAGUUUCUCUCUUUUAUUUACAUUGGAUCUUCGCUUCCACGGAGCCACACAAGUCUCUUUUUAUCUCCUGUCUUCUACAGUGUACGCUUUACGAAUACAUUUUUUUUACCCCAGAGUAGAUAGGUGCUCAACUUUGCUCCAAGUGCUGAAGAAAAAGCCAUCAGCGGGAAACUUGAAGUUCUAGCUCUUCAAUCAAUGAUCGCUUUUUUCUUAGUGAGGUUCCCUCAAGUUUCUUAGCCCAUUAUGGACCGUUAAAAAGAGCAGCACUGCUCUCCCUUCAUCGCUGAGGGGGACGUGUUAUGAAACCGGGUGCUGAGAAACAUUGGUGGGCAGCCAUCUUGGAAGGUGCUUAAGGGAUGUGUCCAUUGUGAGGACUAGACCCAAGAUGGUGGCCAUUUCUCUUUCAUAGCCACCAUGUUGGAAGAACUGUUGAGCAGGAGACAUGGGCGGGUGGGACAUAAGUAGCUUUCAAAGUGUUUGAGGUGAUCCAAGUGCUACAGAACCAGGCAACUCCAUUACGAUGGAUGGUUGUGGGACUAUGGGGUCUCCUGCUCAGUUUUGAAUCUCAACAACUGAUGAUUCGUGUCAGAUAUAGGAAGGUGUCCCUAGAGUCAAGCACUUGCCCUGCCAUGAGAUUCAAUAACUAGAAUGAGUUUUGUUGGACUACAUCUCCCAUCAUGCUUGACUAUUGGCCAUGCUGGCAGGGACUGAUGGGAGUUGGAGUCCAACAAGUUCCACAGGUUCAACCAUCCCUGAUCUGGAAUGACCUCUGGAAUGACUUUCCUUCUGUGACUGCUUGGCCUGCCACAUCCAUCUCUUAUGGUGCUGCAGUUUGGGGACUGGGGGUUCAGAAUCAGACCCCCCACGCUCCCCAAACUCAAAACAAUGGCUUCCCCCACUGCCACCCUCAACAGAUAACCUCUCUGCAUAUCCGCAAGGCAGCCACAGAGGAGCAGCUAGAUUAAGACAACGAGUUGGCGAGGGUCUCUGCUUCCUUCCGAGCGGCGCUGUUGUAUGUGUUUUGUGUAACGUAGUUAGGGGGCAGGAGUGGGGUGGGGGUCAUAGGAAUGUUCUUGAAAACUGUAGAGGGAGCGCCCUCUGUUGGGGGGAGUUAGGCGUAUUGACGGAUGUAGGACUUUAGAUUCACUCACUGCCUCUUUAACCCCUUGUGGAAUCAAUUUACACAAUUAAUAAUAAAAAAAGAUUGAACCAA
Molecule: messenger RNA, 2558 nt
Organism: Podarcis raffonei (Aeolian wall lizard)
Lineage: Eukaryota; Metazoa; Chordata; Lepidosauria; Squamata; Lacertidae
Gene: DDAH2
Product: dimethylarginine dimethylaminohydrolase 2
Exons: 7
Coding region: 324-1184 (286 amino acids)
Biological process (GO): positive regulation of nitric oxide biosynthetic process; arginine metabolic process
Molecular function (GO): amino acid binding; dimethylargininase activity
Source: RefSeq, a predicted model, not a curated record